This is a messenger RNA of Chara braunii, 4531 nucleotides long. The record is from the annotation of a GenBank genome assembly. Lineage: Eukaryota; Viridiplantae; Streptophyta; Charophyceae; Charales; Characeae.
GGCCGCUGAACAACGCAAGUGGGAAGAAGAGGAAGCCGCCCGCCAGCAGGAGAUUCAACGCCAGCUGGCAGAGGCAGAGGCAGAGGCAGCACGUCAGCAGGCCGCAGCAGAAGCUGCAGCAGCCGCACGGUUGCAACAGCAGCAGGUCGAGGCAGAUCAGAACCAGGCUCGUUACCAAUCCACUAUGGAUCUGACUCGCGAUGAAGCCACCUAUGGCAGGCUACUUCGCCGACAGCAUUUCCAUGAAACCGAUGAACGGCGAGAGCCAACCACGGAGGACGCAGAUAAAGAAGGAAUAGCAGUUCUGAUGGAGAAUCUGCUGUACACAUGCAAUUGGCAGCAACGCGAACUGCUCGCCACGCGGCAGGUCCUCAUCCGCCAUGAAACAACACUCAAGGCAAUGGAUAACAGGAUCACGUCGGUGCAGGCCGAGAACAGGACACCACAUGCCGCCAACAGCCAGCAGCAGACACUCAACCACCAGCUGCAGGCAGAUGUCAGCAACGGGUUGGCACAGCUGUCCGCAGCUGCGUCAACGGGCAAUGCAGCAGUCGACUGCAGCCCAGCUUUGACCGCACAGGUAAAGCAAUUGGAAGAGCGGGUCAAUCAUUUAGUCGCAUCCCUGGGCGACAUCAGCAAGUUUGCCGGAGCCUCUACAGUCAGCAAUCAGCUGCAGACGCUCAGCGACCGCGUUGAUCAACGACCRGUCGCCGUCGCCAAGGAAUGGAAGAUGCCGAACUUCAAAAUUGAGAAGUUUGACGACUAUCACAAGACCGAUCCGCUGCAAUGGUGGAUGGCAUUCAACGCAGAGGCCGACGUGCAUCAUACUCCGCCCCUACGCCGGCUGGAUGCAUUGUACCUCCAACUGAUAGGCGGAGCGCAAGCAUUCAUGACACACAUGGCCGCGACGCUUGAGUGUACCAUCGCCACCCUCCACACGAAGAUCACGUGGGAGGAGUUUGAGAAGAAAUGGAAGACCCGGUUCAUGGUGAACAAUGACAAGCGUCRCGCCUUGAACAAGAUCUUCCACAUCUUCCAAGGCCAGCAACCUUCGCGGGAAUGGCUGACGGAGUGGCAAAGACUCGUCGCCACCCCAGAGUUGAACCUACCGUUYGACUCGAUCCGAGGCGAAUUCUUCGCCCGAUCCUGCGACGCCUUGACUGCUGCUCUCRGCAGCGAAUACGAGUAUAAGAACUUUGACGACAUGAUCGCCAAAGCCAGAGAGCUUAUACAAGGUAACCGGCGUGCGGCUAACGAGACUCGUCAGCAGCCCGGUUACGUGGAGAAAGGAAAAGAUCAACGGACGCCGCAAGUAGCAGCAGUCCAGCAAGGACAAAGUGAGGACUACGCAGCCGCUUCGACAUCAAGUGACGGAGAUUGCAUGCCUCGACAAGGACAAAGAAAACGUCAAGCGUCCUGGCUCGGGAAACUGAGCACCGCGGGAAGUGCAGCGACAACACUUCACAGUCCGCCGGAGUCGGCUGCCUUGCUAGCAGCCUCUCUCACAUCCGGGGACACCGCGGCAGUCGCAAGUUCUCGCGUUGAGUACGAGAACUAUGCUGUCGAGCUGGUCCCACCGUUGAACCAGCCUCUCCACGUGCAAGAUUCAAGCAUAUGCGUGGCAGUUCCGCCGUCGGACAAUGAACCGGUGGCUUCGCCAGCCAUCUUAUCGGAGGAUCCGUCAACUUGGGCGAGACUUGAGGAUCUCGACCCGUUGACGGUUGAGGACUUCCAAUGGUUGCCUCUGCCCUCCACCGGUUCUUUGCCAACUCCGCAUUGCAAUGCCUUAAUGGCACAUCUACGCGAAUACUUGCACGCUGCAGUACCACCUCCGUCGACGGACGGCGGAGUAGCCGUUGUUGACCUUUGCAAUUUCCUUGCGAAGAUCGACCGCGAGUACGCAACGCAACGGUACGUCGACACCGACACACCGCUCCUCUACAUCCGCAUUCAGAUCGGAAAGGCGACCUGCAAUGCCUUGAUCGAUUGUGGAGCGACUCGCAACUACAUCGGCCAAGACUUCAUGGCACGCACCGGGCUAGGCCCGCGCGUUCGAAGGAAAAGUCAGCCUACGCACGUCACGUUGGCCGAUGGUCACACGCAAAAGUCAAUCGACCGAUGCGUUGACUCGGUGCCCGUGUACUUCGCCCCGCUAGCAAGCGAGGUCGUGUCCUUCGACAUAUUGGACACCAAGUUCGAUAUGAUCCUAGGCAUGUCGUGGCUGCAAAGCGAAGACCAUCCGGUGAACUUCCAUCGCCGCACCGUUCACGUUCGUGAUCGGCAUGGCGAACUAGUCCCGUGUACGGUGCCGCUUCCUCAUCCUUCGAUUGGUUGUCACGUGGUAUCCACGGCGAGCAUUCGCCAAUCCAUCCGGCGAAACGCCAUCGAGGAGAUGGGCAUAUGUUUUCUUCACGCCCUCCCACCCGGUGAUCAGCCCAAGACGGAUACGUCGGACCCACGCAUCAUUGAGCUGUUGGACAGCUAUGGGGAUGUCUUUCAAGCUCCCGCCGGAGUCAUACCGGAUCGGCCCAUACGUCACGGGAUCACUCUCGAGGACGGCGCCGUACCUCCGCGCGGAUGUAUCUACCGCAUGAGCGAAGAGGAACUUCAAGUGCUUCGAGCACAACUAGACGACCUCUUGGCCAAGGGCUGGAUUUUCCCUAGCUGCUCGCCAUACGGUGCUCCCGUUCUCUUCAUCCGGAAGAAGAACAAGGACCUUCGGUUGUGCAUGGACUAUCGUAAACUCAACGCACAAACGAUCAAGAACGCUGGCCCUCUCCCUCGGAUCGAUGAUCUUCUCGAGCGACUCGGCGGCGCCAAGUACUUCUCCAAGCUAGACCUCAAGUCCGGCUAUCACCAGAUCGAGAUUCAGCCAAGAGAUCGGUACAAGACCGCAUUCAAGACGCGGUAUGGGCACUUUGAGUGGAUCGUCAUGCCUUUCGGUCUCACCAAUGCCCCGGCUACUUUCCAAGCGGCUAUGACGACGGAAUUCCGCGACUUGCUCGACCGCUCCGUUCUCAUUUACCUUGAUGACAUCUUGGUUUAUAGUCGGUCGCUGGACGAGCAUCUCGAGCACCUUCGCGCCGUAUUGGAGCGGCUUCGUAUCGCCAAGUACAAGGCAAACCGCGACAAGUGCGAGUUUGCCCARCAAGAGCUGGAGUACUUGGGCCAUUACGUCACGCCGCAAGGCAUUCGUCCGCUCGCGGACAAGUUACAAGCUAUUCAAGAUUGGCCGGACCUCAAGUGUACUACCGACGUCCGCUCCUUUCUCGGCUUGGCAUCGUACUACAUGCGCUUCGUCAAAGGAUUUCAACGCAUCGCUGCACCAUUGUCACGACUUCAGUCCCCCUUGGUGCCUUUCGAGUUCAGCGACGAGGCCCGGCAUGCGUUUCACACGCUAAAGACGGCUUUGCUUCAAGCUCCUGUCCUAAGCAUCUACGACCCGACGUUGCCUACCAAAGUGACUACGGACGCUUCCGGUUACGGCAUUGGCGUGGUUUUGGAACAGCAUGACGACACAGACUGGCAUCCGGUUGACCACGGCGUUCCGGAAGACAUCGUCAGCGACCGCGACACUCGUUUCAUGUCGGCCUUUUGGACGGCACUCAUGGUGGAAUCCGACACCAGCAUGAAACCGAGCUCCGCACGGCAUCCUCAAACGGAUGGGCAGACAGAACGUGCCCACCAGACUGCGCAGAUGAUGCUCCGCACGCUCAUCCGCCCGGGUCAGAAGGACUGGGUUGUGACUCCAUUCGAGUUGCACCACGGUGGACGGAAAGGACGUAUCUUCGAAGACAUUUUGCUUCCACGGGCUGCCGAUAUCGACGCCGCUUGCUCCCCCGCUUCUACACGGAAGUACAGGGAACUGCUGGCCAAAGCCCGCGCUAACAUGCAAAAGGCUCAGGUCCGUAUGCAGCAGCAAGCGAAUCGGCGUCGCAUCCCAUGUCCAAUUCGCGCCGGCGACCUAGUUUGGGUCACCUCCGAGGAAUUCGCGCUCGAGCAGGACGUCUCGCGCAAGCUCCUCCCGAAGUGGUUUGGACCAUGGAUGGUCACUUCAGCAGCUGGCGACGACCCCGCGGGUCCAUCAUUCAUCAUUGAGAUUCCCCCGCAUUUGACAGUACACCCGGUCUUUCACGCUUCAAAGCUGGCGGUUUACACUCCAGCCUCCGCAACGGACUUCCCGGGCAGACGGUCACAGGACCCUCCUUCAAUGGACGGCCAUCAGGAGGUCGACCGGGUUCUCACGCAUCUCAAGCAUGGCAACAAGCCAAUGCAGUACAACGUUACAUUCAAGCAAUGCGAUCCGAAUGACACACGCUGGAUCUCAAGAGCUGAUCUGAAGGCAUCAGCACCCCUCAUCUUCGCGCAUUAUGAAAAACAGCGACUUGCUAAGGAAGCUGCCCAACCUGCCCGCCCUGUACGGACAUCGGACAGACAGCUUCGCCCUCGCAGUUAGCUCGGUCCUCCAAGGGGGGGAGUGUGUGGCAUACUGAGCCGGUCGGACCCCAGUUAGGGCCCGGUUCCAAGACAG